Dromiciops gliroides (monito del monte) is the source of this 2742-nucleotide messenger RNA. It is a transcript of the gene TRAPPC13, whose product is annotated as trafficking protein particle complex subunit 13. Lineage: Eukaryota; Metazoa; Chordata; Mammalia; Microbiotheria; Microbiotheriidae. The transcript is spliced from 13 exons. The coding region runs from base 95 to 1354 and encodes 419 amino acids. The record is from RefSeq and is a predicted model, not a curated record. Gene Ontology annotation, cellular component: TRAPPIII protein complex.
CCUUCCUGUUUUCUUCCGGGGAGAUUGUGGAGAGGGCGUUCCUUGAUGAACCUCGGCAGCCUCCGUUGCCGGUAGCUCUAAGGUUCCGGUGGAGAUGGAGGUGAACCCACCAAAACAGGAGCAUUUACUCGCGCUAAAAGUGAUGAGGUUGACCAAGCCUACUUUAUUCACCAAUAUUCCAGUAACAUGUGAAGAUAGAGACUUACCAGGCGAUCUCUUUAAUCAGCUCAUGAAAGAUGAUCCUUCCACUGUAAAUGGUGCAGAAACUUUGAUGCUUGGAGAAAUGUUGACCUUGCCUCAGAACUUUGGAAAUAUAUUUUUGGGAGAAACCUUUUCCAGUUACAUCAGUGUUCACAAUGAUAGCAACCAGAUUGUAAAGGACAUAUUGGUAAAGGCCGAUCUCCAGACAAGUUCUCAACGUUUAAAUCUUUCAGCUUCCAAUGCUACAGUUGCGGAACUUAAAUCUGAUUGUUGUAUUGAUGAUGUCAUCCACCAUGAAGUGAAAGAAAUUGGAACACACAUCUUGGUGUGUGCAGUCAGCUACACUACUCAGAGUGGAGAAAAGAUGUACUUUAGGAAAUUCUUCAAAUUUCAGGUUCUUAAACCUUUGGAUGUGAAAACCAAGUUUUAUAAUGCAGAGAGUGACCUCAGUUCUGUGACAGAUAAAGUAUUUCUUGAAGCCCAAAUUCAAAACAUUACAACCUCACCUAUGUUUAUGGAGAAGGUUUCAUUGGAGCCCUCUAUGAUGUACAAUGUAGUAGAACUAAAUGCUGUGAAACAGGCUGGUGAAGAAGGUGUGUCCACAUUUGGCUCAAGGACAUAUUUGCAACCAAUGGAUACCCGGCAGUACUUAUACUGUCUGAAGCCCAAGCAAGAAUUUGCAGAAAAAGCUGGAAUUAUUAAGGGAGUAACAGUAAUCGGCAAAUUAGACAUAGUGUGGAAAACAAACUUGGGUGAAAGAGGAAGAUUGCAGACCAGCCAACUACAGACAAUGGCCCCAGGUUACGGUGAUGUUAGGUUGUCUUUGGAGGCAAUCCCAGAUACUGUAAAUCUGGAAGAACCCUUUCAUAUUACUUGUAAAAUAACAAACUGCAGCAGUGAAAGGACCAUGGACCUGGUUUUGGAGAUGUGUAAUACAAAUUCCAUCCACUGGUGUGGAGUUUCAGGAAGACAACUUGGAAAGCUAAAUCCAAGUUCAUCUCUUUAUCUUGCCCUUACGCUGCUUUCUUCUGUACAGGGACUGCAAAGUGUCUCUGGCUUACGACUAACAGACACAUUCUUGAAGAGAACAUAUGAAUAUGAUGAUAUUGCCCAAGUCUGUGUGGUGUCAUCAUCUAUUCAAGUAGAAGGCUAAAGAAAGUCUUUUGUCUUCGUGAUUUCUAUGGCAUUUCUUUAAACAACUUUUUCUAUUUUUUAAUGUUUAACCAUCAGGUUAUAUUAGGAACAUAAGUACAUCACAAUCAAUUUUAUUAUUAUUUAAGUUUCUUCCUUGAGACAGUUAUGAGACUUUGGAUAUUCUAGACACUCUAUGUUAUAUUUUAAAGGGAGCUCUCUCUUGACUUUAUCUUCUGUAAGACAAUAAAUUAUGAUUCUUCACAUCUAUAUUUUCUGCAGUAUUAGCUCAUUUGGACUCAUUGUGGGUAGGCACCAGAUCCCUUCCUUCAUCAGAAGCUAGCACUUGAAAAUGAUGGGGCCUCGCUGUUAAGAGUCCCUAACAAUGCAGUUGUCAUUCUUCAUUCAACUCUAGGUGGCAACCUAGAGAUAAUAGAAUGCUUUCACUUAGAAGGUUUAUGGAAUUUUAACUAUUGCCGCUUAUAUAAAGAAGUCAUAACUGUUUUAUCCUGCUUAUCCCUCUCUCCAUCCCCACCCCAUUCCCCAGCUUCUCAGAGUAGACAAAAUUCUCCAGGACAGUGUUUAGAAUGACUAAGGCCAGUCUUCCUCAUUUAAUCUGUGAUAUUUACUACCUAGAUGUACAAGUGCUUGUCUAAUAGGCUUAGCAAAAUUAUUGGGAAUGUUAGGAGGUGCUUUAUAUUUAAAACCCAUGAAGCUUUCUCUUUUUCUCCUGAUAUUAACAGUUUUGUAAUAGUCAUAGCAACAAGGUCAGAAUUGGUCAAGUUCCAACAGUUAUUCCUCCCACAAUUGGGCCUUGUUAUAACUAUGUGAUAACUUAGUCUUCUUAUUACUAAAUAAGGAGUCUAAUGGAAUUUUCCCAUCUCUCAAAGCCAGGAAAUGAUUUACUGCAAUCUAAAAUCUACCACUUUUGCCAUGAUGAUUUUUAAUGCUCUGAUGUUUAUAUCUCUUGUGUUUGAAGUAUAAGGGCUGCUUAUAUUUAUUUUUUCAUGAUAAAUUGCUCCUUCGUUAUGUUUAAUCACCAAACUUGAUUAUCACUGUCAUGCAGCCAAAGAAGAUGCUGAAAAUAUGGUGAUAUGAAGUUUUUUAUGAAAUAAUAAUAAAGCCAUUUGGACAGCGUCAGCAAAAUAAAAGCUCAAACCAUUAUGUAAAAAGCAAUACUAUUUUUGGCAAGCUGAAAUAAUUUAAAACUAUACAUGCAAUUUAAGUGUGUGGCUUAAAUAAUUUAAAAAACAUCCAUUUGUUUUAAAUGCAUAAGUAUUUAUUAAUUACCAUGACAAACUGUUGUUGGCCUAAAAUGAAAGUGAUUUCAGAACAUGGUUUGCCAUUUUAAUUGGAAUAAUCCGUAUGAAAUGUCCUCGGUGUAAAAUAAAGUGCAAUUAGUUAAAAUUA